This is a messenger RNA of Salvia miltiorrhiza (redroot sage), 687 nucleotides long. RefSeq names its product BTB/POZ and MATH domain-containing protein 1-like. The transcript is spliced from 2 exons. Gene Ontology annotation, biological process: protein ubiquitination. The coding region runs from base 6 to 446 and encodes 146 amino acids. The record is from RefSeq and is a predicted model, not a curated record. Lineage: Eukaryota; Viridiplantae; Streptophyta; Magnoliopsida; Lamiales; Lamiaceae.
AUUGGAUGUAUUGGGAUGCACUUCCUGAUUUUGAAGAGCUUAUUGGACUGAACUCAAAAGGGGCCUCAACCUUGAUGUCUCAGCAUCUGCUUGCUGCGGCUGAUCGGUAUGGUUUAGAUUGGUUGAGGUUGCUCUGUGAAGCUAACCUUUGUGAGGAUGUCGCUAUCAACACUGUUGCAACCACAUUAGCACUUGCAGAACAACACCACUGUUUCCAGCUGAAAUCUGUCUGUCUCAAAUUUGUCGCACUUCCUGAUAAUCUUAGAGCUGUCAUGCAGACAGAUGGUUUUGACUACCUUAAAGAAAGCUAUCCACAUGUGCUCACUGAGUUAUUGGAGUAUGUUGCCAAGAUCAACGAACAUUCUAUUGCUGUUGGCAAGCUAGGGAUCGAAGGUAUUCUAGAUGGAGGGGAUGUUAAUGGUAGACGCGUCAAACAAAGAAUGUGAAAAGUCGCGAUUGCCUAGUGAUUUCCAAUAGCUGAGUAAGAAAAUACAUUAGAUCCUUCUUUAGGGUUUACUAGAAAUAUAUUUUCCGGCUGUUGGUCGUGUUUGAUACAAUGUAAAUGAUUUGCUUCCCUUCAUUGUAAUCUGGGAUGGAUCUCUCUAGAGCAUGAACUCAACGCCCUCUGCCAUAAAAUUGUAAGAUGUGUAUGGUUUCCCUUACUUAACUAACAACAUGUCUAUUCUG